Molecule: messenger RNA, 2250 nt
Organism: Pungitius pungitius (ninespine stickleback)
Lineage: Eukaryota; Metazoa; Chordata; Actinopteri; Perciformes; Gasterosteidae
Gene: fpgs
Product: folylpolyglutamate synthase
Exons: 15
Coding region: 52-1821 (589 amino acids)
Biological process (GO): tetrahydrofolylpolyglutamate biosynthetic process
Cellular component (GO): cytoplasm; mitochondrion; cytosol
Molecular function (GO): ATP binding; tetrahydrofolylpolyglutamate synthase activity
Source: RefSeq, a predicted model, not a curated record
AAGCGGACCUCCCAUAUUUGGCCGCAGCUUCCUGUGAGAGCUUCGCGCACCAUGGUGGUGUGCAUGUUGCGCGUGUGUCAGCGGAGGUCCGUCUUUGCCGCGCAGCACUACUGGCAGUUUAGCUUGGCAGGUGUGUCACGCAGGUUCUACAGCACCAAGACGGCGCCACAGAUACCAGGGAUGGAGUACCAGGACGCCAUUUGCACUUUGAACACACUACAAACCAAUGCCAGUGCCCUGGAGCAGGUCCGAAGAGAGCGGAACCACCCUCAGCUGCAGCUCCAGGCCAUGAGAGGCUUCCUGGAACGAGCCGGCCUCACAGUGGAAGAACUGGACCAUCUCAAUAUCAUUCAUGUGACAGGAACCAAGGGCAAGGGGUCAACAUGUGCGUUCACGGAGCACAUUUUAAGACGUUAUGGCUUCCGCACAGGAUUUUACAGUUCCCCACAUUUGGUACAAGUCAGAGAGAGGAUCCGGAUCAACGGACAGCCCAUUGGAAAAGAGCUCUUCACUAAAUACUUCUGGCAGAUUUAUGGACGACUGGAUGAGACCAAGGAGGCCCAUGGAGGAACAAUGCCGGCAUACUUCCGUUUCCUCACCAUUCUGGCCUUCCAUGUGUUUCUUCAGGAGAAGGUGGAUUUGGCUGUAAUUGAAGUUGGAAUUGGUGGCGCAUAUGACUGCACCAACAUUAUAAGGAGGCCAUGGGUGUGUGGCAUCUCUUCUCUGGGUAUAGACCACACUCAGAUUCUCGGAGACACGAUUGAAAAGAUCGCCUGGCAGAAAGGAGGCAUCUUCAAGCUGGGCGUUCCUGCCUUCACAGUCAAACAGCCAGAAGAUGCGAUGGGUAUGCUCAGGAGCAGGGCCACUGAGAUGAGGUGUCCUCUGUGGGUGUGUCCCGAGCUGGAGGAAUACCAGGCACAUUGUGGACCGUUGCAUCUGGGCCUGGCAGGACAGCACCAGCGCUCCAACGCCUCCCUCGCCCUCCAGCUGAGUUACACUUGGCUGCAGAGAAGAUGUCUACCAGGCUCCACAGAUCAGCGCUUUCCUUCAGACGGUGUUGCGAACACCGCGGUACAGCAGGCGCUUCCCUUCAAGCCCAGCCCCAUCAUGAUCAAAGGCCUGGCAGACACCGAGUGGCCUGGAAGGAACCAGACGCUGAAACACGGAGCAGUCACCUACUUCCUGGAUGGAGCGCACACCAUGCGCAGCAUGCAGGCCUGUGUACACUGGUUCAGAGAGACUGCAGUCCAGCACGAGAGAAAUGCAAGUGGGCCUGUGAUCCGAGUUUUGCUCUUCAAUGCCACGGGAGAGAGGGACUCUGCAGCCAUGCUGAAGCUACUGGUGCCAUGCCAUUUUGAUUUUGCUGUGUUCUGCCCAAACAUCACCGAAGCCAUCGCUUCUUGCAAUGCAGCCUUCGCCAUCCUGUCAUUCCCGCACGUCUCAGACCAGCAGAACUUCAACGUCUCGGUGGAGCACAUGCUGACUCGCUGCUUGGACAACGAGAGAAGCUGGCAUCUCCACAACAGCACGGGACACACCAAAGGGGCUCCGCUGCUCAUUGAGAGCAGCCUGGCCUUGGCCCCUGAGAAGAAGGCAGACACCCUAGUCUUUCCCUGCAUACUCAGCGCCCUCCAGUGGAUCACCCAGGGCAGGGAUUCAGUGCUGGCAGACCCAGCAGAGAGAGAACUACCAGUGAAACCCAGCGUCAUGGCCAGAGCUGCUCCGCUCUGCAACGCGGCCGAGGUCCACGUCCUCAUCACCGGAAGCCUCCACCUUGUGGGAGGAGCCCUCAAGCAUCUCGACCCGGCUUCUUCCAAGUGAACAGAAUGUGUCAAUUCAGACCGCUUGGAUGAUUGCAUACUCUGCUUAUCUGCACAUUUACCUUUGUGAAAGAAGAGGGAUCCGUUUUGGUAGAGAUGGGGUUUUGGACCGACUAUCUCUUGCACAGUGACUUAAAGUGCUCACCUAAAUGACGUUAGCUCCACCCUGGCCUAAUAGCCAGCGCUAGGAGCCCACAAGUUGGCGGUCCAGUCCUCGCGACAGAACCAGCCUCGCCCCAGCCUUACAGACGGAGCUCAUUCCGUGUUACGUGAAAUGCGAAGGAUACCUUCAUGAAUUCUGUGCUUCAGUCAUCCCCGAUGUGCUCCCUUAUUACAAUAUCACCUUAAUUUCACCAUAAAGGGCUUCAUGUUCACAAUGUCUGAUUGGAACUCUUGUCUAUUACCUUUUGUGUCCUUUUUAUAAUAAUUU